Molecule: messenger RNA, 1224 nt
Organism: Salvia miltiorrhiza (redroot sage)
Lineage: Eukaryota; Viridiplantae; Streptophyta; Magnoliopsida; Lamiales; Lamiaceae
Exons: 4
Coding region: 69-638 (189 amino acids)
Cellular component (GO): endoplasmic reticulum
Source: RefSeq, a predicted model, not a curated record
GCCAUCAAGCCCAUAUCCUAGAGUGGGCUUGGCCCAUUUCGGACGAUAUAAAGGAAGACUUCGUACCAAUGUCCGUACGAGUCGAGGCGACUGACAGUGAAAUCUUCCUAGAAAACGAAGGAAUACAGUUUGAAAUUGAAGAAUCAAUGGCGAACUACUUGCCAUCGCCGAUCGUCGCCGUCGCAUGCGCGAUCUCAAUUCUUUGUUUGUCUUUUGUGGAAUCCGCAAAUUCACCGUUUCUCGUGGCUCAUAAAAGAGUUUCUCACACGAAGAUGAAUUCGGAUUUGGAGCGGGUGUCCGUCUCCAUCGACAUUUAUAACACUGGAUCCGAACCUGCCUAUGAUGUUACACUCUAUGAUGAUAAUUGGGCUGAAGAGGUUUUCAACACUGUUAUUGGAAAUACAUCCAAGACUUGGGAAAAGCUUGAUUCCGGUUCCCUUGUGUCUCAUUCAUUUGAAUUGGAGUCUAAGGUGAAAACUGUGUAUUACGGGACACCUGCUUUGAUCACUUUCCGCAUUCCCACAAAUUCGAAACUGCAGGAAGCAUAUUCAACUCCUAUAUUACCAGUGAGAAUUCUUUCGGAAUCAACUGCUGAGAACACAAUUGAAAUUGUAAUAUUCUUCUACUUGCUAUUAUGAAGCUUUAUUGUUUCAUUUCACCUUAAAUGGGGAUUUCAUAUGAUACUGACUUGGUGUUUACCCUCUUGUUUCAUCUGUGCAAUCAUCUCUUGAUGUGCAAAUAUUAUUCAGGCAAAGGUAACAACUUUCUUUCCUCACAAUAUAAAUAUAUCUUCGACUGUUAUCUGCCUAUUAGGCCAAUUAUUAUAGACCAAUGUGUUCUCAAAUGCAAUCAAAAACUUGCAAAAAUUGUGCAGGUUCUACUUCAACAUUUUCUUCUAAUCUUGUUGUAUCCAUCUCUGCAGAUGUUGUUGGCGAAGUACGGCUCACAAAUUUCAGCGGUGCUUAUCAUCAUCAUGUUCGCGAACAUCAUCCGUUCUCCAACAAAAGCAAGUGCUGGAAAGAAGAGGCACUGAAUUGCCCACAUUACCAAAGGCACUGAUGCUGAACAACCAGAUUCUUUAGAUCAAUUUAUACUCUGCAGAUGAUAUUUCUAAUGAAGUUUAAUCUUAACAUUCACUAAUUUUUAUCGGCAAUAUAGAUCACUUGGUAUGACUAGAGAUUCUCUGAGUGUUGUGUUAUAUAGCAUGAAAUUGAAGCUUAUUUA